AAGGUGUGCUUGCUGGAGAGUGACUGCGUCAAGAUCCGAGGGAAGACCCCGCGUGACUGUCUGAAGAGUGGCGAAACGCCAGUCGAGUGCCAGUCCUUGCGCAACACCUUUUUCGAGUGCAAGCGAUCCUUACUAGAUGCACGUCAGAGGUUUAGAGGCCGCAAAGGCUACUAAAAAGCCAAGGAUGCAAAAAGCUCCCACACGGUCAUCACAUGCAAGUCCAUCGCCAGGCAAAGCUGCCCGAACUGACUUUUGUAUUCAGAACAACUGCAACCAACCUAGACACGAAAAGUCGCACUAUUGUCUUAGGCACAUUUUGCAAGAUCCAACCGCGCCUUACAAACAAUGCGCUUACACAUAUAAUUCCACCGGCAAAAGAUGCUUGAAUAUAGCCCCAAAGCUAGAUAAAAAAGACGGGAGAUAUUGUGCGGAGCAUAGCAGAAAAGCUUUGGCCAUGAGGAUUCGGAGUGGACGGCAAAGGGCCCCGAAAGAAACUGCGGACACCCUUUUACAGUCUCUCAGCCACUACAUACCUCAUCCUGGCAAAGUCAUCAAUCCUUUUGUUUUAGAGGAUAUUGAUGCAACAAGGUUAAACACAAGUGUGGCACGAGUGUUGGAUUUGGCCAGUGACUCGGACAGUGAGCCUAGUGAGGGUGGAAAUGUCACUUUGGACGCAGCUUGGUCUGGAGACAGCGAAAGCGAAGGUGACAGCGCGGACAGUGAUAUGGAUGACCCCUUGAGACAUGCGGGAGUUUACACAGAGGAAGAAGUUGUUGCGCAAGCCAAGGAAAGCAUGGUUCGCCUUCAAAAUCUUUAUGUUAGGGAGUUUCGCAGUCUCCAGUUCAAACUUCGGGAACAGAGGCGUCACUACCUUGCUUCCGUUAAAAAAGAAAAGGAGACAAUGAUGAGUAUACAUCAGCAACCAAAGAAUACCUCAGAAGAGCAAUCGGUUUACAAAAAACUUCAGGCAUUGAAUCGUUACCACAAGCUCUACGGAGUUGAGGCAGUUCUUCACAAAAGGGAAAAAGACCGAAAAGCUCAAGCUUUGUUGGCAUUUCAACCGAGUCGCCAGAGUCAUGCGUCAAGGUGUACCUUUACGGAGGGCGGCGUCAAGUGUGAUGACAGGGCCAUGCCUUAUGCAAAGCUCUGCCUUAAACACAUCCUCAACGACUCCCAGCAACUAUUGCUGCGGCCAUGUGGAGCUAUGCAGGCAGAUCUUCCUCCCUGCCAAGAACCUGUCCUCGCUAUUUUCCCCAACACCUUCUGCCCUUGCCACUCAAAAGUGCCCAAGCUUAGCUUCACCGCACCUGAGGUUAGUGGCUUCGAGAGCCCCGAGGACAUGGAACUUGAUAUUCUUCCGAAGAUUGAGGACAAGUUGUACACAGACCUGAGAUUGAAGGCCGGCAACAGCAGUGUGACCCUGAUGGAUUUAGUACCGCCUGUUCGGAAGCCUUACUCUGAGUCGUCGAGCACAUCAAGUUCGGAAAAACAACGAGAAGGGCACAAAGAGGUGCAUUCCAGGCGGAAGCAAGAUUUGUCUGAGACCCGAGAUAUGCCCCACGAAAUAAGUGAUAGUGACGCAACGACGUUGACUGCAGAUGAUUCGUAUCGAUCCACAAACUCGCCAGAUUUUCUAGCGAUGGAUACAUAGCCUUCAGCUACGUAGUAGUUUCCAAGUGUAUAGUGUUAAAUUGUGUACAAAAGUUCUAGUUUGCAUAAUUCCUAGUUGGAAAAGUAGGAUAUUGGUAAAAGUAUAUGAUGAUGGCCCUAGAUUAAAGUAAUUUUGAUCUAUGUAAAAAUUGAAAAUAACAAGGAACUUUGACAAUCAAUUUUGUUUCU
This is a messenger RNA of Neocloeon triangulifer, 1839 nucleotides long. RefSeq names its product cytochrome c oxidase assembly factor 5-like. Lineage: Eukaryota; Metazoa; Arthropoda; Insecta; Ephemeroptera; Baetidae. Gene Ontology annotation, cellular component: NSL complex; mitochondrion. The record is from RefSeq and is a predicted model, not a curated record. The transcript is spliced from 8 exons. Bases 137 to 1651 code for a protein of 504 amino acids. Gene Ontology annotation, biological process: mitochondrial respiratory chain complex IV assembly.